GCUAACACCAUAGAGACUAAGAUUCCAGCAAUAGAAGUAACAGCAACGAAGGUAUUUGUGAUAGAGAAUGCAGCAGAGGGUGCAUCAGCUUCCCCUGGGUUUGAUGCUGGGCCAUUUGUUCCUGGUGCUGGUGGAGAAGAAGUGUUUGGGGUUGGUGAUGAAGGAGAAGGUGCUGGAGAAGAAGUGGUUGAAGGAGAGGGUGUUGGUGAAGUGUUUGUGGAGGGUGAUGGUGCAGGUGCUGAAUUAGGUGAUAAAGAUCGGGUAGGUGCGGGUGCAGGAGCUUGUUGUGCUAUGCAUGAGGUAGCCAACAAUCCCAAUAUCACAAACACUUUGAUUGCAACAGAACCCAUGUUGUUAAUAUAAAUAUCUUAGUGAUAGAGAUGAAUGUUGAGUGAAAUGUGAUUUGUGUAAGGUUCAAGUGAAUAAUUGAGGGGUAUAUAUAGUGUGCAAUGAAUAAUAAUGAGUCAAAUAAAAUAAAAGACCGAUUCAAAAAAUUUAAAAAAUAAAAGACUAAUGUUCCA
Vicia villosa (hairy vetch) is the source of this 521-nucleotide messenger RNA. RefSeq lists its product as uncharacterized. The transcript has a single exon. The record is from RefSeq and is a predicted model, not a curated record. Lineage: Eukaryota; Viridiplantae; Streptophyta; Magnoliopsida; Fabales; Fabaceae. The annotation marks the transcript as partial.